CGCUGGUCUCUUAUCAUUCAUUCGUAAUUCAGUGAAGAUGUGUCGAAGAAAAGGAACCAAUUUUUGUAUUGUGCUAGCCAUAAUAAUUGGUGUGACUGCAAAGCCACCACCACCACCUGGAGCACCAUGGGCACCGUACGCUUCAAAACCAGUAUACUACAGAUCUUUGGGUCCACCAUCGAGCCUUGAUAUGGGAACAAUAAAUGUCCCAUAUAUGUCAAAAUCGCCAAUGUUUCCCAAAUUUGUCGACCCAAAAAUGAUGAUUGCAAAGAAAACAGAACUCUUGAGUAAUUUAUUCGCCGGUUUGGGACCAGUCGAUGCUCCCGCAACUGGAAAGGAUGCAUUUCCCUUUCUAAAGUUAGCUGAACCUGAAAAUGCACCGGAGAAACGGGGACUUUUCGGUUCAAUGAUGGGUCCAGGUGGACCAAUGAUGGGUCCAGGUGGUCCAAUGAUGGGUCCAGGAGGUCCAAUGAUGGGACCAGGUGGUCCUAUGGGAAAAGGUAUGCCUGGUGGUCCAAUGGGACCAAUGGGCAAAGCAGGAAAGGCUUCCAUGUUUGGUUCGAAAUUUUCGAAAUUCGGCAAAACGGGAUUUCCACCAUUUGGAGGCUAUGGAAGUUCCAUGUACUCGGAAGCCGGUGAUUUUACUGGCUCAUCUAGUCGCCGACGAAGAAGCCUUGAACCAUCAACAAAGGAGAGUACAAAACAAGUUGGACCACCACCUCCAUAUCCUGGACUCGCAACAAUUCCCGAGGAACCUGAAAAGCAACUUUUGAAAUUAUUCCGCGAUUCUUCCGCUUAUCAAUCAGAUUUUGCUGAUGACUUCGAUCAAUCGAAAAAUACUGAAAAACGAGGACUCUUCGGCUCGUUUAUGAUGCCUUUUGGCUUUCCAGUUCCAAUGAGUCCAGUUUAUAAUCCAAUGGUACCAAUGGUAAAUCCAGCAGCACCAGUUGCUAAUCCAGCAGCAGCUAAUCCCUUGGCGAGUUUGUCUCUUGUUAAUCCAAUGUUCAAUCCAUUUCUUUCUAAAUAUGGAGUAAUGCCACCGAAUCUUCCAUUGGGACCUUCGGCAGAUUCCGAUACACAAGCAACGUCAUCGCGUCGAAGAAGAAGUGUUGGCGAUGAAUCAACAGUCACUGGAGAACAAGAGGGUUCUGAUCCAAAAGCACCACUUUUGAAGCUUCCCGGAUUCUUCCCAGGAAUGUACGGUCCAUUCGGUCCCAUGGCUGGUCCAUUUGGUCCUAUGGCUGGUCCAUUUGGUCCCAUGGCUGGUCCAUUUGGUCCCAUGGCUGGUCCUGGAAUUGCAAUGUCAAAAAAAGCAGCUUUUCUCGAUACACUUUUCAAAAAUCUCGCCACAACUCCAUCGCCAGCUGUCACUGAUGUUCCCGUUCCAAAAACUACAAUUGUUCCACCGAAUUUUUGGCUGCCUUCUUCCGUGAUUCCCGGUCCAACUGAAUACUCACAAAAGGUCUCUAAAUUUUUGGACAAACUUUUUAGUCAACUGGCAUUGAACGCUUCAUUAAAUUCAACCGCUCCGGACAAUUCAGCUGACGCAACCGUUAAAGUUGCACGAUCAGUGGACGAUUUCACAAAAAUUGCCGAUGCCAAAGAUUCAAUUGUCGACUCAAUUCUCACGGAACUUGGAGCCAUAAAAGGCAAUAUGAUUGCGACAAUGACUGAUCUUAUCAAUUAUGAAAAAUCAGUGGCAUUCAAUCCUUUACUUAAAAAACCAAGUAAAAAUUUAGCAACAAAUCUCUGGCCAUCGCCGACAGUUGAUGCAACAAUGCCAUUUCAACAGAGAAUGAUUCUCCUUGGUCAAGUGUUUGAUAUGUUGACAGCUUUGCAGAAAAAUAUCACAACUUCCGCUCAAGCAGCAAUGAAAGCUCAAUUGGCUGCCACUGAAGCACCAGUUGAAUCAACUUACUAUCCUCCCGUAGAAGCAUUGCCACCUUCCUUUUUUCCAUCAUCAAACUCGCCAGUUUUCAACACAACUCUUCUUGACGCAAUAAGAAAUAAACUAUCCAGCAUCACAUUCCCAUCAUCAUCAGCAGCUGCUUCUUCAUCUCCAUCAGGAUUUGGCUUCGUUCCACCAAAGUUUGCUAGAAAUUCUCCAUCAUCAUUUUGGGUGUCACAUUCAUCUAAUGAUGCUACAUCAAAAAGAGAAGUACCCGAAGAGCAAGAUGUUCUAUUUCAAGAUUUCUACAGGAAUAAUCAAACUCCACGAGGUGUAAAAAUGCAAAUGCAUCAAGGCUAUCAAAGUAUGCCACCCGGUGCUAUUGAAACCGUUCAAGCUGGAGGAAACAGUGUUCCUGGUCAUCAAGGAGGUGGAAUUAAUUUGCACAUUCAAAUGCCUUCAUCAAAUUCACGUUCGCCAGACUUUGAAAAUGAUAUGAAUUACAACAAUUAUGGUAAAAAAUGGGCCGAGUGGGGUGACUAUGUAAAAAAUCAAUUUGAAGGCAACAGACAUCAUCACAAUCAUCAUUAAAUUCUAUCAUGUGAGCAGGUUAAAAUUAUCAUUUUUCUCACGAAUUUUUGAAAUUCGUCGAAUGAAAAAAAUACAUUCUACAAUUUUCAUUUGUAAAAUUCUAGUAAUUGUACGUGAAUAAAAAUCAAAUUUAACGGACAA
Leptopilina boulardi is the source of this 2620-nucleotide messenger RNA. RefSeq names its product collagen alpha-1(VIII) chain-like. Bases 38 to 2479 code for a protein of 813 amino acids. The transcript has 9 exons. The record is from RefSeq and is a predicted model, not a curated record. Lineage: Eukaryota; Metazoa; Arthropoda; Insecta; Hymenoptera; Figitidae.